GUUGCAGGCAUCAUUUGUAGCAUGGCAACCGCAGUCCGAGGAUGUGUAUUUUGUGGUAUUAUACACGGUCAACGUGACAAACAUUUGAAAGCAUCGGAGAAUGCUGUGUUAAUUCAAGACAGAUCACCGCAUGCACCCCAUCAUUAUCUAAUACUCAGCAGACUGCAUAUUAAUCGAGCAAGUGAUUUGACAGUUGUUGAUCUUCCUCUCGUAAAAGAAAUGGAUCGCCUUGGACGAGAUUAUUUGCGCGAAACGUUAAAGGGAAAAGGUGAAGCUGAUACUGUGGAAGAUUUGCUACGAAUGGGCUUCCAUUGGUCAGUAUUUGUUACUGUACGCCAUCUUCAUAUGCAUCUACUAUACCCGACGCGAGAGAUGAAUUUUUUGUAUCGGGCAGUAGUAUUUCGAUCGGGACGAUUUUUCCGCACAACAAAAAGUGUUAUCGACAAUUUGGAAAAGAAAAGAAAUGCUUGUGGCCAAAGGGAUCCAACCAAAGAGGUGAAAAGUGGUCCUUCUGCAAGCGGUCAAAAUGAUUCAUCAGUAAAAAACAUAACAGAUACAACGUAAUUUUUAUCUCCCAGUCUGAUGUAAUCCUAAGCAAAAAUUUGC
Molecule: messenger RNA, 606 nt
Organism: Loa loa (African eye worm)
Lineage: Eukaryota; Metazoa; Nematoda; Chromadorea; Rhabditida; Onchocercidae
Product: HIT domain-containing protein
Exons: 4
Coding region: 22-564 (180 amino acids)
Molecular function (GO): catalytic activity
Source: RefSeq, a predicted model, not a curated record